This is a messenger RNA of Stylophora pistillata, 4006 nucleotides long. RefSeq lists its product as uncharacterized. Gene Ontology annotation, molecular function: protein binding. NCBI's taxonomy places the organism in Eukaryota, Metazoa, Cnidaria, Anthozoa, Scleractinia, Pocilloporidae. The record is from RefSeq and is a predicted model, not a curated record. Gene Ontology annotation, biological process: signal transduction.
CGAAAGUGAAGUCUGUCGUCUGCAACAUUUUCUUCUUUCUCUUUGGCUAAGCCGACCAGAUUUGAGAAUCUAUAAUAGAGAUUUUGGGAGGUGUACUUUGUAAGUGUUAGUCUAUUUAAGCUUAGAUGAUCAGUUCAUAAUGGAUCCAAAUGAUAGAAGAAUUCAAAGAAGCUGGAGUGGAAGUUCAUCCUAUUCCCAGGUAUCAUCACAAAGGGAGGCUUCUGGCAGAAAUGACACCAGGGUUAAAGUAGAAUUUUUGCUUUCACAGCUUCCAUCCCGUGUAAAGGAUUUUAAUUUUGAAGUUCAAAGAGAGUUUUCAAGGUCUCUUGAUGAUCUUAAGGAGAAUGGUGAUGACUGGCGAAUUGUAGCUUCUCGACUUGGGUUCUCAAAUAUCAUACCCCAACUGGAGCACAGGUCCCAGCCAACCAUUGAUCUUCUCAGGCAGUGCACUGAGACAACCUGUGGACAGCUGUUGGAAAUUCUUGUUGAUGUUAAUAGAAGGGAUGUGCUAGAUGACUUGGUCAAAUUUUGUAAUGAGAGAAACACCGACACUAUCCCCUUACAGCAUUUAGGAUCUUCUCCCACGCAAGAGAGUGAUUUUGGCAGGAGCACCAGUUCUGGUCUUUCGUGGCCAUUGCAAGACUCUGGAUGUGAAAGUAUAUCAAUAGGGGGGCCAAAGGCGCAGGAGUCAGAAGAAAAGGAGGAAGAUUUUUUGUCAGAUGAAUCUAAAAAGUUUUGGCUUCAGAUUCCUGGGGCCUACGAGCGAAAGAGCUGGAAGGAAUUUUAUCAAGCUGCCAAGAACGCUUGUCCAAUAGAAAUGCAGCAGGGAAAUGUGCAGAAAUUUCUCAGCAAACUGCUCAACAUUGAAUUUGCAACUGACAAGAUCGGACUUGAUCAGUUUUUAGAGUUGGUGGCGCUGUUUGGCCCUUUCAAGCCAGGACCUGAGGGUUGCCUGCAAAAGAUGUCUGAUUUGAUGAGGUACUCAAUUUCAGUUCGAGAUGGCACAAAAGAGAGUUGGUUUGCAGGUCGAAUGAACGAAACCGAAUCAGCUGAUCGCCUUACUGACCAGGCUCCAGGGUAUUAUCUUCUCCGGAUCAGUUCUUCCAGAGCUCACCAGGGUGUAUUUGUGCUGGCCGUUAAAACUAAGGAUAAUGGCGUGGUUCAAAUUCAAAUUGAGAGAGACUUGCAAAACGGGAACCUUCUGAUUGCGGACAGAAAAUUUAAAGAUCUGAGGUCAGUCGUCGAUGCUUUAAGGCGAGAUGUUCUCUUGGAAAACUGCAAGCAGCUUAUAAUCAAUCCAUGCCCGGGACUACCGCUCAAUGCUGUUUUCACCGGCUAUGUCGAUGCUGGAGCAAGACAAGGAGGUCGUGGGCGGGGGAAACCUCGAAAGUGAUUCAAGCACAAGUCGUCUGAAAACUCGUGACCCUUUCUGACAUGUGCAAACUCUUGAUUAGUGAAGAAUAAUUGGGUCUGCAAAGACGAUUUCCACUUUAUGUCUUCAGUGACCGGUAGGGGUAUCGAAUGAUUCUUGCGGGCAUGCGCGAGCAUGCGAGGAUUGUGUUUACUUUUGCGAGCACGAGCAGCUGUCAAAUUUUUCUUGCGAGCAGCGAGCACUUCAGAAAAUACAGAUGGCGAGCAGCGAGCACUUAAGAAAAAUACAAAUGGCGAGCAGCGAGCACUUCGAGUACUUCUUAAAUUUUCCGCUAGCCGGAAUCUCUCUUUUAUUAAUAGGAUACGUUGUUUUGCGCCAAGUAAUAGCUAAUAAUCUGGCUAACACUUCCAAAACAGAACGAUAGGUGCAAAGCUAGUGGGGUUUAACCAGUCUCAGCAUCUUACAGCCAACUGUACCCUGCUUGAUGCCAAAUUACGUGCAAAUUACGUGCCAAAUUACGUUAGUCAGGGUGGACGCUCAAGAACUUCAAAAGCCUUCAAGGCGACCUACUAGAUUCAAAGCACGCGAUCUAAAGUUUUCCAUUUCUUCCUAACCCGACGCUAAAAUGGAUUGUAUGUUUUUUGUUUUGGUUAUCCAGGUCUUAUGAAAUGUAAAUAAGGAGACAUUCGGUCGAACGAGCAUUUCGGGCUUCGGUUUCGAUGAUCGGCAAACUGGUUUCCCGCUGAUCGACUGUAAAAGGUUCAACGCAAUGAAGCUUUAUUUAAUUUGAGGCUUCUAGAAUCUAGCCAGUUACAGCCGAACAGAUCUGACAAGCUCUAGUGGUAGCUCUGAAGGUCAAAUAGUACUGGUAARCGUAGUGUUUCUCUAGAUUACUUUCUACCUUCGCGGGUGCCUUUCGAGAAGAAUUCUUACAUUUCGUUUUUCCGCGUGACAUGGAGACAUUAAGUUUCUCGACAUGUCUCUUCGUUUGGCUGGCCCUUUACUUUUCAAUCAAAAUGGUUAAAACAACAUUUCAUUUAAGAAUUUCCCUGAGCCACCGUUUGGCAUCAGAUUAUAAUAGUUAUUAUUACUAGUGGCCAGGAAGCCUCCAAGGUUGAAAAAACCGCUACAAAAUGCGGUCCGAGUACACUGUUUCAAAAUAUUUUCAUUCCGUCCAUUUUAUUUCCCAUUGCAAACUGGAGAAUCCAUCAUGUCUACAAACCCUGAUAAUUUGCUCAAAUAAAUGGGAAUUUAGAUCAACAAAGGUUCGCAAGUAAUGUUGUCUCCACAGGAGAUUAUGUCACCUCCCGUAAUGUUGAGCUUCCUAUCAAAAUUUCGUGAUAAAUAGAUCGUGUUACAGUCCCGUUUUCUUGCUCAAGCAUAAAAAGGUUUAAGUCGUUGGGUAAAAUACCCGGGAAACUGGUUACAGUUGUAAGGCUAGCUUCAAGCAAUGAAAUCAAAUCUACUGGGGGAAAAAGCAAAAUCAGUUUUAACAGAAAUUAAAUCUUUUGGGUACUUGUUAAUAACCUAAGAAACAAGUGAAUAGAUGAACGAUCACAUAUUUGAACUGCGAAACUUUGCCCCUUUCAAGCAGAAAGCGUCCGACAGUGAAAUAGGAUAAAGAAUAAACCAUUGAACGAACUGCUUGUCAUGUAGCUUCGUGCGUUUCCCAUAAUACAUACAGCGCCUCCAAAACAGUUACAGGCUGAACUGUUGAAGAAAGACUGAAGCCGGAUGUUAGGAUAUUUCAACCUUUUUGUUUUAACCAUAUCACAACUGAUUUAUCGAUUAUAUAUGAAUAAAAAGUAAUUACAAAGCAGGAUUACCGAAAUUUCAAGGAAGCGAGCACAUGUUAACGAGAAUGCGAGCAUGCGCGCGAGCAGUUGCAAAAAAAAAAACAAAAAAGCGCCCACCCGUGUAAUUUUUGCAAGUAAUUCGAGCAAAGGCCAUAUUUUGCGAGCACUUGUAAAUUGAAUGGGAUCAUUCGAUACCCCUACUGUUAACCUUGUAGAGGUUAGGACUUAUCUUGGCAUGAGGAAUUCCGUAUGGUUUUUUAACAGUUUGCGUCGAGUGUGCUUCCCGCUGGAGUUAAAAAUAUGUAGGGAUUGUUUUACUUUCGUUUUGAAUAUUUUGAUAGCCAAAUGGAGAAAACAUUUUUAUUUGUGUUUUAUUGAUCCAUAUCUUUAUUUAUUCAUAUGCCUCAGUGCAAGGCGUUCUUCAAUGUUUGAGUUGUAAUUUAAGCCAAAAAAUGAGUGUGCGAUGCUCCCGAAAAGAUUUCAAACUCAAACAAAGAGGCUAAAAGCAGGUAUUUCGUUGAGUUUGGCUAUUUAUGUCUUUAAUAUGUGAGGUGAUGAACAGGUGCCGUUUAUGGCAAGGUCCUGUUUGCAGCCCCUGAGCCUCCAAGUUUUGUCCUUCAGCAGUAUGACUUCUCCUUUUGUGACAGCUUUUCGUGUCUGCUCGUGUGCUCUUGCUGUUCUCGUUUUGGGUUUGGAAAGUAAUUGUUGCCCCUACGAUUGCUUUUUAAGUAUUGUCAAACGUGGUACUUGUUCCACAUGGGGAAAAAGAUAUCCACCAGCGUUUGCUUUGUCUUAAAGGGCUUUAGGUAUUCAAUUAAAUUGACUUAAUUUAAAGCUG